Molecule: messenger RNA, 1135 nt
Organism: Thunnus maccoyii (southern bluefin tuna)
Lineage: Eukaryota; Metazoa; Chordata; Actinopteri; Scombriformes; Scombridae
Gene: rpz2
Product: rapunzel 2
Exons: 2
Coding region: 145-834 (229 amino acids)
Source: RefSeq, a predicted model, not a curated record
GGGGUGUGUCUUUAUUCGACUAGGGAGGAAAAUGGUGGAACGUAGAGACGGACAGCUUCAGUAGACAGAAGGAUACCAACAAUUUUAUCUCUGCCUCAAGAGUGUCUGUGUUGACCUUAACGUGGCAGAAGAAAAGCAGCAGUGAUGGCUGAUGCAGGACAGAUCAAGAAAACUGCAGCCAAGGUGUUGUGCUGCGUGGAAAAGGUGUCCUCCUUCGCCUCCUCCAUUGACCCCAUCUUUGGCAUCGUUUCCUCUCUGGUCGGGGUUGCUCGCAAGGGCCUGAUGGACGAGGAGGGCCAUGCUCUGGAUAAGGACUUCCAGGCGAUCCACACCAAACUGGAGAGCAUCUCCCAAAAGAACCAGCAAUGCCUGAGACAAAUCCGCAUUGACGAGGUGAACGAAACCUACGGCAAGUACGAGGAGUACAUCAAGCACCAGUACACUGCCUUCAACAGCAUGGUGGCGCAGAUGAAGAAAGAUCCGGAUAACACAAAACGCUACAUGGAGACCUUCGAGAAGAUUUAUGAGAGAGACAAGAGUGACAUGAGCCUGGAUGUGUACUACCGCGGUGUGAUGGGUAUCAACUUGCUGUUUGGAAGACCCUUGCUGAAGGUGUACCUGGAUAACUGUGAUGGCAACCGUGAGAUCAUGGAGCGCCGCUGUUCACACAUCACUCACCUGUUCCACAUGGGUCUCAUCGCCCUCAUGGCCUACACAGCAGUUACAGAGGAUGACGAAGAUGAGGUGCGAGAGAAGUGGGCCAAGAGGGUGGAGGAUAUCCAGAUGAAGAUGCAGGAGGUGCUCAGUCAGUGCAAAGACAAAAACCCCUCCUGAACAUAGACCAGCAGAGAGUGGAUGUCUGCUAGGUUUGGAGGGGAACAGUACCAAAAUGUAUACUCUCAGCUGUGGACCAAUGAGAAAAGACAAAUCAUGUUAUAAUAUAAAUAUACAUAUACAUAUAAUGUAUAACAGAAGCCAUAUUCUCCUUUGUUUGUGCUUUUGAGCUCCACAUGAUAUUGUUAUUGCAGCAAUUUGGUUAUUAUAUCGACAUUAUAUGUUAUUGUUGUUGAAAGAGACCACUACGUUUCUGCUGUUAUGUGUGACAUGCCAAUAAAUGUGGAAGUUUUAUACAAUC